AUGGCCAGUGGAAGGCUGCAAUCGGCCCCACCGGGGACUGCGCAUUUGGAUACAGUGAGAGCUCUCCAUCAAACUGUAGUAUCUUUGAGGACUGCAUUAGAGAUAUCUAAGAAUGAAUUAAAAGAGCUAAAAGAAAAGUAUGAACAACACUCUAACUGUUUAGAGUAUGCAGAUGUCAUAGAAAAAUUAACCGUUGAAAAUCAUAUUUUAAGACGGAAAAUAAUAGACUCUGGCUUAGAAGAUAGAGAGUCUUCUCCAAAUAUAAAAUUUCAAGUUACAUACAGUCCAAGAAAAAAUGAAGACAGUUACGCUGACAGUGAAGUGAGAGCUAAACCAGUUACACCAGACUUAAAUAGUGCAGUGUUAGAAGAAGAAAAAUUAACAGAAGUGGAUGAAUUUGAUAAUGUUUGUUCUACAGAAAAGUUGGAAAAAAUUCAAGAGGCUAACUUCAAUAAAAUUCCUAAUGUAGAAUCAUCACAUACUCAGUCAGAGAUAUCACAAAUAGAUCCAAACAGUCAAGUAACAGUAACAGAACAAGAUAAAAGUUGUCAUUUGCCAAGUUUUAAAACUAAAUUUGAGUUACUGUCUAAAUUUGAUGUUAAAAUAAAAGUGAGGUCUGUGAAAGAAGGAAGUGUGAUAUCAAGUAGUACUUCUGACACUGAUUCUACUGGUGAACAAAGGAAAGAUAAAGACAGGCCAAGAAAAGAGUCAUGUGACUCGCCAGCUACUUUUCAUUUUGAAGAGAAAAAAGAGCAUUUUGAUAAGAUUGUAGAUUUGGAAGAAAAUAAAAUAAACUUUAAAACAUUUACAACAGAAAACAUAACAAUGGCCGUUCCCAAUGAAGCAGAAGUAAAGUCCAAAGUAGAUAAAUUUGAUGUUCAAGUGAGAAUUACAUCUGAAGAGAACUUGGUUGUUAAAGAAUGUACUGACCGUAUUAGAAGAAAAGAUACACUCAAUUUGGAUGUUGAUGAUUUGAGUCUUAGAUCUAUGUCGGAAGGUGACAAUUCAGUUUUCUCUGAAGGUGGCACAACUCCAAUGGAGGCCGGUGGAGCACCUGACGACAAAGAUGACAAUGCCAGCGGUAACGAGUCAGCAGAAGUGGAUGACAUUGAACUCAUAUUUACUACUGAUGAGUCCAAGGAUAUGAGUAACUUGCAGGAGGGCUUAGUAUCGAUACGGGAGACAGAUCACUGGACACCGAAUUACGCUACCACUGUUCAUUCUACUCCCGUUUUAAUCAAAUUCCAUACUUUGGAUCCUGACUUUCAACCGGGCGAAACGACUGAUAACGCUGAAAACGAAAUACAGGAAAACAGCAACAUUCAAUCGUUUAAUGCAGAUCCAAACUUGAAACAGAAAAGGGUCUCCCUUCCUAACGAUAAAGAUAUUAAACAUGUUGCCUUUAACAAUAAAGGGAGUCUGGAUUUGCCUGGUAGAGGGAUAUUGAAGAGCUGCGAUAACAAAUCCGAUAAUAUGCUGUACAGGCGUAGCCCUAACACAAGUACCAGGAGAUUAGACAGCGUAGACAGUUUAACUUGCGAGUACAAUAGAGGCUUUAGUUUGGACAACACGAAGUCUUCAAGCUUCGAACUCGGCUCUAGUAUGGACAUCCUUCAUAGGGAUGAGAGUAUCGACAGUUUUCAUAGGACCAGUCGAUUGGGACAUCGAUUCUCAGUAUUCGCCGAGACGGAUAUUUCGAAGUGCGGUAUAUCGGAGGACGAUCUUGCGAGUAACUUUAAUAAUAGAAGGAAUACUUGCCCCAAUCCCUUUCAGUACAGGGCGCUGCCGUACCGCGGCUCGUCGCGCGGUCGCUGCCUGGCGGCGCGGCGGCCGGUGCUGCGCGAGAGCGGCAGCUCGCGCCGCGACGGCUGCGCGCAGACCGACGUCUCCGCGUUGCCGCACACCUGGACCUCCGACGGAUACCUGGCUCACAAGAGCUCGUCGCGUACUGCGAGCGUGGGAGCAAUUGCGGGUGCGACAGUGCCGCAGCGCAGCGGUGCUGGCGCGGGGGGCGCGGGGCGGCGUCUCGCGGUGCCGGAGCCGGACGCGCGUCGCCCGCUCACGCGCCGCAGCGACGAGGCGCGCCGCGUGCUGCUCAGCGAUAUCGGUUUUACAUCAAUGGUACCAGAGUUAUCGCGUUCAGCAGAGCCCCUCUGGAAUAUGCGCCGCGGGCCUUCUGAAUCGCCGCAGCCAAGAUACCUCUCUCGUGGAUCGUCAUACCGCUCUCCAUGCCUAAGCAUGGACAGGAGCAACGACUGGACGCCGCAGAUCAACUACAAUCCGCCUAUCAAAGUUGAAUAUCGGCCUUGGCGUGGGUCGCUGCCGGAUGUCAGACAUGAUUCGCGCGACGAUACGGACGAGUUGCUGGAAGAAGCGGAGACAUUUCUUCGCCGUUCGAUUGAUAACCUCACUUCUACUUAUAAUGAAGGUAAAGGUUAUUCAUCAUGGUCGUUAUCAUGGUAG
Messenger RNA from Parnassius apollo (apollo), 2463 nucleotides. The record is from the annotation of a GenBank genome assembly. NCBI's taxonomy places the organism in Eukaryota, Metazoa, Arthropoda, Insecta, Lepidoptera, Papilionidae.